This is a messenger RNA of Parnassius mnemosyne (clouded apollo), 1368 nucleotides long. The record is from the annotation of a GenBank genome assembly. Lineage: Eukaryota; Metazoa; Arthropoda; Insecta; Lepidoptera; Papilionidae.
AUGUCAGUCAGAUUAAUAAAAUCAUUUGUUUGUACCUUGAGACAAAAUCUGCCGCGACAUCCUAUGCUUAGAGCAGGUCAACAAGUAAGGACAAUCACAGUUAUGGAGACAGCUGCUGAAACAGUGAAGGAUGAAAAUAUUGUUCAAGAUAAAAACUCUACACGUUAUAAAAAACGGUUCAUGAAACGCCAGUGGGAAGAUAGCAAUCAGGGUAAAAAGGAGAAUGGAGAGACUGAAGAGAAGAAACUUUGUGAGAAACCUACAGAACGGAUAAAGAGGAAAAAAAUGGCUAUGCUGCUAGGAUACUGUGGUGUAGAUUAUUAUGGCAUGCAACGGAAUCCAGGUGUAAGAACAAUAGAAGAAGACCUGCUAAAAGCACUAUGGGAAGCAAAGUAUAUAACAGAGGAAGAUUUCAAUAAUCAACAAAAUGCACAGUUCCAGAGAAGUUCGAGAACUGACAAAGGAGUUUCCGCAGCACGGCAAGUUGUAUCCCUUAAAUUACCUUUGGAAAUAGACAUAGAAGAAAUCAAUAAAAGAUUACCCGAGUGCAUAAAAGUGUUUGGUGUGAAAAGAGUGACUAAUAAGUUUAAUUCUAAGAUUAAAUGCAAUGCUAGGACAUAUAGUUACACUCUUCCUACAUAUGUUUUUGAGCCUAGUCUAUCUACAGAGGAAGACAGAAAGUUAUAUAGGAUAACAGAAGAAAAAUUGAAAAAAGUCACAGAUGUGUUAGCUGUAUAUAAAGGAACUAAAAGUUAUCAUAAUUUUACAGAGAAAAAACAUUACCAAGAUCCAUCAGCAUCCAGGUAUAUGAUGGGCUUCACUUUAGAUAGAGUUUUUGUUGAUUCAGAAUGGGAGUUUGCAGAGUUGUUAGUAAAGGGUCAAAGUUUUAUGCUACACCAAAUCAGGAAGAUGGUCGGUCUAAUGAUAGCAAUUGUUCGAGGUCAUACGGAUUUGUCCACAUUAGAGAAGGCAUUUGGUAAAGAUAAGGUGAUGAUUCCUACUGCCCCUGGUCUCGGCUUGGUUCUGGAUAAGGUACACUAUGAGAGAUACGACGCUCGAUACAAAGACAGCCACGACAGUCUCACCUGGGAGGCGCAAGAAGAGUUGGUUCAAAAGUUCAAGAAGGAAAAAAUCAAUCCCAAUAUAGUGAAGGGAGAAAUUGAAGGGAACUCAAUGGGCUUAUGGCUGGAAAAGCUCAGUAUGCAUAGCUAUGAGCCUUCCGAAGAUGUGCCCGUCGAAAAAGAGACAGAAAAUGGGGAGAAAGAGACAGACGAGGGGGACGAUGAUGAAGAUUGCAACAAGGAUGAUGAUGAUGAUGAUCUUGAAGUGAAUGGUGAUGAUCGAAAGACAGUUGAAGAAAACAAAUAG